Molecule: messenger RNA, 1409 nt
Organism: Ruditapes philippinarum (Manila clam)
Lineage: Eukaryota; Metazoa; Mollusca; Bivalvia; Venerida; Veneridae
Product: beta-1,3-galactosyltransferase 1-like
Exons: 1
Coding region: 239-1258 (339 amino acids)
Cellular component (GO): membrane
Molecular function (GO): hexosyltransferase activity
Source: RefSeq, a predicted model, not a curated record
UCAUACUUUAGGACCUUUUUAAAUGUUGAUUUAAUUUGACUACAAUUGAAUUAGUGUAGGUACUUAUACAGAAAAAUCGGUUUUGUGUAUCUUCGAUUAAAUAAGUAAAUAAAAUAUGCCACCGUUCUGAAUUGACUAACUUAUUUUGUGCAAAAAAUAUUUUGGAUUAUAUGAACAGGUUUGGAUGACGGUAGUGCAAUUAUCCUUUAUUACUGAUAGAUCUAAUUCUUGAGUCACAAUGAUGCAUAUUCGAGUAAAUCGGAAGUUAAGUGGCUACAUUUUUGUAUCUGUGACUAUUUGUUUGAUAUAUAUCAGAUCAGUCGUUUAUCAGGUCAAGCAACCGGUGAUAUUUGGACCGGAAAAGUAUGGAAAUUAUACCGUGCAAAUGCAGCCAAAUUUGGAUAAAUUGAUUGACUGGACAAACCCAAGAUAUCCAUAUAACGUGACGUACUUGAUUGAGAAUCCAGAUUUAUGUUCAUCAGUUAAAGAUUUAAGUGUUCUUGUUGUAGUAAAUUCGGGGACUGAACACUUUGAUAGAAGACUAGCUAUCAGAAGAACGUGGACCAAUAACAAAUAUUAUUCUCAUUUGGGCACCGUCAGAGUUUUAUUCCUUUUAGGGAUGACCGCUAACCCAGUAGUUCAAGAAGGUAUAGAAGAAGAAGCUGAAGCUUUUAGGGACAUCUUACAAGGUGACUUUAUUGAUACUUAUUUGAACCUUACACACAAAGGUGUCAUGGGUUUUAAGUGGAUAACUGAACGUUGUCGAAACGCUAAAAUGAUAAUGAAAGUUGACGACGAUUUUGUUAUAAAUAUGUUUCUCUACUUUAAAAAGCUGGACGGAGAAUUGAAGUCUAUAAACGUUUACUGUGAAAUGCUAAUGCAAGCUGUAAUCCAGAGGAAUAUCACCAAGAGGUGGUAUGUCAGUCCAAAACACUUCAAAGGCGAACUAUACUAUGAAAGAUAUUGCGAAGGCAAGUUUGUUAGUAUGACAAAUGAUAUAAUACCAUCAUUAUAUAAGUCUGCCAUGAGAACUCCAUUCUUUCCUUAUGAUGAUGUGUUAUUAUUUGGCUAUGUUAUGCAUAAUAUACCAGGGCUCCGUUAUAGAACAGAUUCAAUAGGAAUGACUCUUUAUAAUGAUAUCGGCAUUAACUGUUUACAUAAACAAAAAAGUGACUGUGAAAAGUUUGUUAUCGUGGCAAAUAGCGCUAUUCAAAUGGAAAGAACAUGGCUUACUAUUCUAAAAUACUAUGUUAAGUGAGUUUAUGCCCGUUUUUGUUUUCAUAAUCAAGUCCAGCGGAAUUUACUAUAAAUUUCAAAAUAUUGACUGUAUUAAUUGAUUGUGUUUAACCAAAAGUUAAUAUUGGAAAAUGUUAGGGAUGAAAUAAAAAUCUGCCUCAAAUGCAAAAAUA